AUGGGUUCAGCUUGGGCACUAACUUUGUUACUACUUGCAACUGUGCUGAGCUCAUUUUUGGCUGAUGGACUUAAUGUGGAUCAUAAGCCAACCAGGGGAAGAUUUUCUCAAGUUAAUGUCACUUCUUCCAUAAUUCAGCAUUCGCAUGCAUUAACAGAUGCCAAUGCAAGGAACACAACUUCUGUGAGUGAAUUUAUGGUGAACAUAGAAACUGCUGGAAAAAAUAGGGGUCAAGGAGGUGGAGGUGGCGGAGGAGGUGCUGAUGGUGGAGGAGGAGGCGGGGGAGGGAGCGGAAGGGGAAGUGGAGGAGGAGGUGGGAGAGGAAGCGGAAGUGGAGGCGGAGGGGGAGGUGGAGGUGGUGGCGGAGGUGGAGGCGGAGGAGGAAACGGAGGGGGAGGAGGAGGUGGAGCAGGAAGGGGGAGUGGAGGAGGAGGAGGAAAUGGAAAAAGUAGAGGGCAUAAGGGAAGACAUGACAAAGGAAGUGGUGGAAGAAAAGGAGCUGGGGGUGGCGGCGGCGGAGGGGGAGGUGGAAGAGGAGGAGGUGGUGGUGGUGGAGGAGGCGGAGGUGGAGGUAGUGGAGGAGGCGGAGGUGGUGGUAAAGGUGAAGGUGGUGGAGGUGGAGGCCAAGGCGGUGGAGGAGGUGGAGGUGGAGGUAAAGGUGGUGGGGGCGGCGGCGGAGGAGGGGGUGGAGGAGGUGGAGGUGGUGGAGGUGGCGGAGGCGAAGGCUGGGGUUGGGGUUGGGGAGGAGGAAGCGGUGGUGGUGGUGGAGGAGGUGGAGGUGGUGGUGGUGGAGGUGGAGGAGGAGGAUGGGGCAAUUGUUGGGGAUGGGGAUGUUAG
This is a messenger RNA of Lycium ferocissimum, 837 nucleotides long. Its product is annotated as glycine-rich cell wall structural protein 2-like. The transcript has a single exon. The record is from RefSeq and is a predicted model, not a curated record. Bases 1 to 837 code for a protein of 278 amino acids. Lineage: Eukaryota; Viridiplantae; Streptophyta; Magnoliopsida; Solanales; Solanaceae.